Molecule: messenger RNA, 768 nt
Organism: Clonostachys byssicola
Lineage: Eukaryota; Fungi; Ascomycota; Sordariomycetes; Hypocreales; Bionectriaceae
Source: the annotation of a GenBank genome assembly
AUGGUUGCUUUCAAGAAUCUCAGCUUUGCAGCUCUCUUAUCUCUUGGUCUCGCUUCAAACGGUCUUGCCGCCGAGGAAGCCACCGAUCUUUCUGCCCGAGGUGUAGAGCUCGAUGCCACCGCUGAGCUUGUGGCCCGCUUUCCCGAGCUCGAGAUUGAGGAGAGGGAUGAAGACGACGAGCUGGAGGCUCGGGACCUACUCGAUGAGGAGUCUCUCUUUGCUCGUAGCGUUGACAAGCCUAAGGGUGGUGGUUCACGACCUAAGCCCUCUCCACCACCUACUGGUCGAAGGUCUCUCGGGUACGACGAUGAGUAUCUCUUCGCUCGCGGAGUCAAUACGCCUAAAGGUGGCGGUUCACGACCAAAGCCCUCACCACCACCCACCAGAGGCCGAAGGUCUCUCUUUGCUCGCGGAGUAAACGUGCCUAAAGGUGGUGGUUCAAGACCUAAACCUUCGCCACCACCCACCAGAGGCCGAAGGUCUCUCUAUGCUCGAGGAGUGAACGCGCCUAAAGGUGGUGGCUCAAGACCCAAGCCCUCACCACCACCCACCAGGGGUCGAAGGUCUCUCUUUGCUCGAGGCGUAAACGUGCCUAAAGGUGGUGGUUCACGACCAAAGCCUUCACCACCACCUAGAGGUCGGGAUCUCGGCUAUGAUGAUGAUUAUCUCUUCGCUCGCGGAGUGAAUGUGCCCAAGGGUGGUGGUUCACGGCCCAAGCCCUCACCACCACCUAGGGGUCGACGGGGCCUUGAGUAUGACGAUGAAUAG